Molecule: messenger RNA, 3588 nt
Organism: Cutaneotrichosporon cavernicola
Lineage: Eukaryota; Fungi; Basidiomycota; Tremellomycetes; Trichosporonales; Trichosporonaceae
Gene: RPA135
Exons: 3
Coding region: 1-3588 (1195 amino acids)
Biological process (GO): DNA-templated transcription
Cellular component (GO): RNA polymerase I complex; nucleus
Molecular function (GO): DNA binding; ribonucleoside binding
Source: RefSeq, a predicted model, not a curated record
AUGGUCGCGGCCUUCGACCCCCUGUCGCCUUCAAAGGCGACAUCGUCAAAGUUUCCCGACAAGUCGACGUUCGGGACCCUCACCCGCGAGCGUCAGAACCGACACCCAAACGUCAAUGGGCCCGACUUCCAGAAGCUCGAGGAGCUCGUCCGCCCUCACAUUGAGAGCUUUGACGCACUCACCGAGGGCGGUGACGACGGAGCGGCGGGACUCCUCCAGCUUGGUGUGCAGGACCUUGGCGAGAAAGUGGUGUUUGACGGCAAACCGACGGACCGAAUGCCCUUUGGCAACAAGAUCACCUACCGGAUAUCGCAGGUUGCGAUGAGCAAGCCCAUGGUAUCUGACCGCGACAAGCUCGCCAUUGAGCGUCGCAUCUACCCUUCCGAAGCACGUGAGCGCCUCACCACCUACCGCUCCCGCCUGACUGUCACCAUCAAGUGGAAGGUGACUACCGAGGAGGGGACCACGCGCGAGUACGACGAGAUUCGCGAGUGCGGCCUGCUUCCCGUCAUGGUAAAGUCGCAGCGCUGCAACCUCCGUGGCGCAUCUAGCGCCGAGCUCGUGCGGCGCGGGGAAGAGAGCUCGUCCUGGGGCGGGUACUUUAUCGUCAACGGUAACGAAAAGCUCGUCCGCUAUCUCAUCCUCCCCCGCCGCCACUUCCCCAUCAACCUCGAGCGUCCGUCCUUUGCCAAGCGUGGUGUCGGGUACUCGCGUUACGGUUGCCAGAUCCGCUGCGUUCGUCCCGACCAGUCAGCCUGCACCAACACGAUCCACUACCUCUCCUCGGGUGGUGCGACCCUGCGUUUUGCUUGGCGCAAGGUCGAGUACAUGAUUCCCCUCGUGCUCAUUCUUAAGGCGCUCGUCGACGCGAGCGACCUUGAGAUCUUUGAGGGCCUCGUCCAGGGCGAGUCCGACAACACUUUCCUCACGGACCGUGUCGAGCUCCUCCUCCGUGGCCAGAAGGCGUGGGGUUUACACACCGGCACUCAGUGCCUCGAGUACCUCGGUGACAAGUUCCGUGUCGUCAUGAACUGCCCAGAGGACUGGAGCAACGUCCAGGUCGGCAGCUUCCUGCUCAAGAAGGUUGUGCUCGUCCACCUCCCGAACCCCCGCGAGAAGUUCCGCAUGCUCCUCUUCAUGCUCCGCAAGCUCUACUCGAUGGUCGCUGGUUCGUCUUGCCCGGACAACCCGGACUCGCCGCAGCUCCACGAGGUCCUCCUCCCUGGUUUCCUCUACUCGAUGAUCAUCAAAGAGCGCUUUGAGGAGUCGCUCCUCGGCGUCCGCCAGCAGAUCCUCCAGGACAUCCGGAUGAACCGCGUAAAGGACUUUACGAGCGCAAAGUACUUCCCCAGCGUGCUCUCCAAGGUCAACUUUGAUGUGGGCGCAAAGCUCUCAUACUUCCUCGCCACCGGUAACCUCGUCUCGCCGACUGGCCUCGACCUUCAGCAGACGAGUGGUUUCACCAUUGUGGCCGAGAAGCUCAACUUUUACCGCUACCUCUCCCACUUCCGGUGUAUUCACCGUGGUGCGUUCUUCGCCGAGCUCAAGACGACGUCGGUCCGCAAGCUCUUGCCAGAGUCGUGGGGCUUCCUGUGCCCCGUCCACACUCCAGACGGUUCGCCUUGUGGCCUGCUCAACCACCUUUCGCACACGUGCCAGAUCGUCACCAAGACGCUUGACACGACCCAAAUCGCUCGCCUCCUUUCCGAGCACGGCAUGUCGCAGGUCUUUGCGAGCAACAUUGACGGCAAGCGCUACGUUACUGUGCAGCUCGACGGCCGUGUCAUCGGCUGGGCCACGCCACCUGUUGUCGCCAAGCUGGCUCUCAUGCUCCGCCGUCUCAAGACAGAGGGCGACGCGCGCGUGCCGCUUGACCUCGAAAUCGGCCAUGUCCCUGUCACUUCGGCCGGCCAGUACCCCGGCUUGUACCUUUUCGGCUCGCGCUCGCGCAUGAUGCGCCCUGUCACGUACCUGCCCAACAGCAAGCUCGACCACGUCGGCACGUUCGAGCAGGUGUACAUGGACAUUGCCAUCACGCCCGAGGAGAUUGAGAAGAACGUCAGCACGCAUGUCGAGCUCGACCCCACGUCGAUGCUCUCCGUUGUUGCCAACAUGACCCCCUUCUCCGACUUCAACCAGUCUCCGCGUAACAUGUACCAGUGCCAGAUGGGCAAGCAGUCGAUGGGUACCCCGUCCACCGCCCACUCGCGCCGCACAGACAACAAGAUGUAUCGUCUGCAGAGCGGCCAGACGCCCAUUGUCCGCCCAAAGCUGUGGAACGACUACGGCUUCGACCAGUUCCCCAACUCUACGAACGCCAUCGUCGCAGUCAUCUCGUACACUGGUUACGACAUGGAGGACGCGAUGAUUCUCAACAAGUCCGCGCACGAGCGCGGCUUUGGUUACGGCACUGUGUACAAGUCGGACAUCUUUGACCUCAAGGACAUGGCAAGGUCACGCACCGCUGCGCCGACGCUGCACUUUGGCUUCGGGCGGGACGUCAAGGACAACUCGCCAUGGCGCAACUUUAUCGACAACGAUGGCCUUCCGAUUGUCGGGACGCAGGUCAAGGCGGGCGACCCAUUGGCCGCGUACAUGGACGACAUCUCGGGCAAGACCAAGGUCCACAAGUACAAGGGUGACGAGACGGCGUACGUCGAGACUGUGCGCGUGCUUGGGUCCGACCUCGGCGACUCGGAGCUGCAGAAGAUCCAGAUCACGCUGCGCAUUCCGCGUUCCCCUCUUAUCGGCGACAAGUUCUCGUCGCGUCACGGCCAGAAGGGUGUUUGCUCGCAAAGGUUCCCCAUGAUCGACAUGCCAUUCAGCGAGAGCGGGAUGCAGCCCGACGUCAUCAUCAACCCGCACGCGUUCCCGUCGCGUAUGACAAUCGGAAUGUUGGUCGAGUUCCUGGCCGGCAAGAGUGGUGCGCUGCACGGCAUGGCACAGGACGGCACUCCAUUCAAGUUCUCGGACGACGACAGGCCCGUGGAGUACUUUGGCGAGCAGCUCCUCAAGGCAGGCUACAAUUACCACGGCAACGAGCCGAUGUACUCGGGCAUCACGGGCGAGGAGCUCCGCGCCGACAUCUACAUCGGCGUGUGCGCGUACCAGCGUCUGCGUCACAUGGUCAACGACAAGUUCCAGGCCCGUGCCACAGGUCCUGUCGACAGCCUCACCCGUCAGCCCGUCAAGGGUCGUAAGCGCGCCGGUGGUAUCCGUUUCGGUGAGAUGGAGCGUGAUGCUCUCAUCGCGCACGGUACAUCGUUCCUCCUCCAGGACCGCCUGAUGAACUGCUCCGACUACUCGACAGCAUGGGUGUGCCGCUCGUGCGGGUCUCUCAUCUCGCUCGGGUUCGACGACACGGUCGGACCCAACGACGGGCGCCGUGCCGAGUACUGCCGGAUCUGUGAGCGGCACGAGCAGCCUGGGGCCCUCGACGGCGCGAUGCAGCCCUCGAGCGUCGGCAUAGCGGCCAAGGCCGUUGGCGGUAACAGCAAGAUGGACGUAGUUGCGGUGCCGUACGUCUUCCGGUACCUGUGUGCGGAGAUGGCGUGUAUGGGCAUCCGGCUCAACUUGACAGUCGUAUAG